Messenger RNA from Pelobates cultripes (western spadefoot toad), 40489 nucleotides. The record is from the annotation of a GenBank genome assembly. Lineage: Eukaryota; Metazoa; Chordata; Amphibia; Anura; Pelobatidae.
GGGGGCAGCAGCAGGCUGGGACAUAGGUCGGUGUUGCUCGGUGUCAGCUCGGUGAAGUUUAGGUUAGCGGAGGAGGGCGGUCCGGGGGUGCGGGCAGGAAGCAGUGUGAUUCUGGUAGAGUAGGUCUGACCAUGCCGCUGCUGUUCCUGGAGCGCUUCCCAUGGCCCAGCCUGCGGACAUACACCGGGCUGAGCGGCCUAGUGCUGGCCAUGAGCCUCCUCACCGCCUACCGGAGCCUGAGAGCCGAACUGGGCCACACCGGGACCGACACCGAUACCGGGACCGACCUGACGGCAGACUGGGGGGAAUUACUGCUCGAACUGGGCCGACAACUGGUCUCUGACAGCCUGGGGGUGUGGGUGAGGAGCAGGAACUUAUAUUAUACCUGUAUUGUAUUAUAUUAUAUUAUAAACACACACUGUAUAAUAAUAAUAUUAUUAACACACACUGUAUAUACUGUAUUAUAACUGGUCUCUGACAGCCUGGGGGUGUGGGUGAGGAGCAGGAACUUAUAUCAUACCUGUAUUAUAUUAUUAUUAUUAUUAACACACACUGUAUAUACUAUAUUACAUACUGUAUAUAUUAUAUUAUUAUAAACACUGUAUAUACUAUAUUAUUAUUAUAAACACACACUGUAUAUAUUAUUAACACACUGUAUAUAUUAUAUUAUUAUUAACACACUGUAUAUAUUAUAACUGGUCUCUGACAGCCUGGGGGUGUGGGUGAGGAGCAGGAACUUAUACCAUACCUGUAUUGUAUUAUAUUAUAAACACACACUGUAUAAUAAUAUUAACACACUGUAUAUACUAUAUUAUUAUUAUUACUAACACACAUUGUAUAUACUAUAUUACAUACCGUAUAUAUUAUAUUAUUAUUAACACACUGUAUAUAUUAUAACUGGUCUCUGACAGCAUUGGGGUGUGGGUGAGGAGCAGGAACUUAUAUCAUACCUGUAUUGUAUUAUAUUAUAAACACACACUGUAUGUACUAUAUUAUUAUCACAUACUGUAUAUAUUAUUAUUAUAAACACACACUGUAUAUACUAUAUUACAUACUGUAUAUAUUAUAUUAUAAACACACACUGUAUAUACUAUAUUAUUAUUAUAAACAUACACUGUAUAUAUUAUAUUAUUAUUAACACACUGUAUAUAUUAUAACUGGUCUUUGACAGCCUGGGGGUGUGGGUGAGGAGCAGAAACUUAUAUUAUACCUGUAUUAUAUUAUUAUUAUUAUUAUUAUUAUUUUUAUUUUUAUAAACACACACUGUAUAUACUAUAUUACAUACUGUAUAUAUUAUAUUAUUCUAAACACUGUAUAUACUAUAUUAUUAUAAACACACACUGUAUAUAUUAUUAACACACUGUAUUUAUUAUAUUAUUAUUAUUAACACACUGUAUAUAUUAUAACUGGUCUCUGACAGCCUGGGGGUGUGGGUGAGGAGCAGGAACUUAUAUUAUACCUGUAUUGUAUUAUAUUAUAAACACACACUGUAUAUACUAUAUUAUUAUUAUUAUUAUUAUAAACACACACUGUAUAUAUUAACACACUGUAUAUAUUAUAUUAUUAACACACUGUAUAUAUUAUAACUGGUCUCUGACAGCCUGGGGGUGUGGGUGAGGAGCAGGAACUUAUAUCAUACCUGUAUUGUAUUGUAUUAUAUUAUAAACACACACUGUAUGUACUAUAUUAUUAUUAUUAUUAUUAUUAUUAUUAUUAUUACACACACUGUAUAUACUAUAUUACAUACUGUAUAUAUUAUAUUAUUAUAAACACUGUAUAUACUAUAUUAUUAUAAACACACACUGUAUAUAUUAUAUUAUUAUUAACACACUGUAUAUACUAUAUUAUAACUGGUCUCUGACAGCCUGGGGGUGUGGGUGAGGAGCAGGAACUUAUAUCAUACCUGUAUUGUAUUAUAAUAUUAUUAUUAUUAUUAUUAUUAUUAUUAUUAUUAUCAUCACACACUGUAUGUACAAUAUUAUUAUUAUAAACACACACUGUAUAUAUUAACACACUGUAUAUAUUAUAUUAUUAACACACUGUAUAUAUUAUAACUGGUCUCUGACAGCCUGGGGGUGUGGGUGAGGAGCAGGAACUUAUAUCAUACCUGUAUUGUAUUGUAUUAUAUUAUAAACACACACUGUAUGUACUAUGUUAUUAUUAUUAUUAUUAUUAUUAUAAACACACACUGUAUAUACUAUAUUACAUACUGUAUAUAUUAUAUUAUUAUAAACACACACUGUAUAUAAUAUUAUUAUUAUAAACACACACUGUAUAUAUUAUAUUAUAACUGGUCUCUGACAGCCUGGGGGUGUGGGUGAGGAGCAGGAACUUAUAUCAUACCUGUAUUGUAUUGUAUUAUAUUAUAAACACAUACUGUAUAUAUUUAUUAUUAUUAUAAACACACUGUAUAUACUAUAUUACAUACUGUAUAUAUUAUAUUAUUAUAAACACACACUGUAUAUACUAUAUUAUAACUGGUCUCUGUCAGCCUGGGGGUGUGGGUGAGGAGCAGGAACUUAUAUCAUAUAUCUGUAUGGCAUUAUAUUAUAAACACACACUGUAUGUAUUAUAUUAUUAUUAUUAACACACUGUAUAUAUUAUAUUAUAACUGGUCUCUGACAGCCUGGGGUUGUGGGUGAGGAGCAGGAACUUAUCAUACCUGUAUUAUAUUAUAUUAUAAACACAUACUGUAUAUAUUAUUAUUAUAAACACACUGUAUAUACUAUAGUAUAACUGCUCUCUGACAGCUUGGGGGUGUGGGUGAGGAGCAGGAACUUAUAUCAUACCUGUAUUAUAUUAUUAUAAACACAUACUGUAUAUAUUUUAUUAUAAACACACUGUAUAUACAAUAUUAUAACUGGUCUCUGACAGCCUGGGGUUGUGGAUGAGGAGCAGGAACUUAUAUCACAUCUGUAUUGUAUUAUAUUAUAAACACAUACUGUAUAUAUUAUAUUACAUACUGUAUAUACUAUAUUAUUAUUAACACACGGUAUAUACUAUAUUAUAACUGGUCUCUGACAGCCUGGGGCUGUGGGUGAGGAGCAGGAACUUAUAUCAUACCUGUAUUGUAUUGUAUUGUAUUGUAUUAUAUUAUGUUAUAAACACAUACUGUAUAUAUUAUAAACACACACUGUAUUUAUUAUUAUUAUUAUUAUUAACACACACUGUAUAUACUAUAUUAUAACUGGUCUCUGACAGCCUGGGGGUGUGGGUGAGGGGCAGGAACUUAUAUCAUACCUGUAUUGUAUUAUGAUAUUAUAAACACAUACUGUAUAUACUAUAUUAUUAACACACUAUAUAUUAUAUUAUAAUUAUUAUUAUUAUUCACACACUGUAUAUAUAUCAUACCUGUAGUGUAUUAUAUUAUAAACACAUACUGUAUAUACUAUAUUAUAAACACACACUGUAUAUAUUAUAUUAUAACUGGUAUCUGACAGCUUGGGGGUGUGGGUGAGGAGCAGGAACUUAUAUCAUACCUGUAUUAUAUUAUAUUAUAUUAUAAACACACACUGUAUAUAUUAUAUUAUACCUGCUCUCUGACAGCCUGGGGGUGUGGGUGAGGAGCAGGAACUUAUAUCAUACCUGUAUUAUAUUAUAAACACACACUGUAUAUAUUAUAAUAUUAAUAAUAAUAAUAAUAACACACACUGUAUAUAUUAUAUUAUAACUGCUCUCUGACAGCCUGGGGGUGUGGGUGAGGAGCAGGAACUUAUAUCAUACCUGUAUUAUAUUAUAAACACACACUGUAUAUAUUAUAAUAUUAUUAAUAAUAAUACACACUGUAUAUAUUAUAUUAUAACUGCUCUCUGACAGCCUGGGGGUGUGGGUGAGGAGCAGGAACUUAUACCUGUAUUAUAUUAUAUUAUAUUAUAUUAUAUUAUAAACACAUGAUGUAUAUAUUAUAAACACACACUGUAUAUAUUAUAAACACACACUGUAUAUUAUUAUUAACACACACUGUAUAUUAUUAUUAACACACACUGUAUAUUAUUAUUAACACACACUGUAUAUACUAUAUUACAACUGGUAUCUGACAGCCUGGGGGUGUGGGUGAGGAGCAGGAACUUAUAUCAUACCUGUAUUGUAUUGUAUUAUAUUAUAAACACACACUGUAUAUAUUAUCACACACUGUAUAUACUAUAUUAUAACUGGUCUCUGACAGCCUGGGGGUGUGGGUGAGGAGCAGGAACUUAUAUCAUAUCUGUAUGGUAUUAUAUUAUAAACACACACUGUAUAUACUAUAUUAUUAUAAACACACACUGUAUAUAUUAUAAUAUUAAUAAUAAUAAUAAUAAUAACACACACUGUAUAUAUUAUAUUAUAACUGCUCUCUGACAGCCUGGGGGUGUGGGUGAGGAGCAGGAACUUAUAUCAUACCUGUAUUAUAUUAUAAACACACACUGUAUAUAUUAUAAUAUUAUUAAUAAUAAUAACACACACUGUAUAUAUUAUAUUAUAACUGCUCUCUGACAGCCUGGGGGUGUGGGUGAGGAGCAGGAACUUAUACCUGUAUUAUAUUAUAUUAUAUUAUAUUAUAAACACAUGAUGUAUAUAUUAUAAACACACACUGUAUAUAUUAUAAACACACACUGUAUAUUAUUAUUAACACACACUGUAUAUUAUUAUUAACACACACUGUAUAUUAUUAUUAACACACACUGUAUAUACUAUAUUACAACUGGUAUCUGACAGCCUGGGGGUGUGGGUGAGGAGCAGGAACUUAUAUCAUACCUGUAUUGUAUUGUAUUAUAUUAUAAACACACACUGUAUAUAUUAUCACACACUGUAUAUACUAUAUUAUAACUGGUCUCUGACAGCCUGGGGGUGUGGGUGAGGAGCAGGAACUUAUAUCAUAUCUGUAUGGUAUUAUAUUAUAAACACACACUGUAUAUACUAUAUUAUUAUAAACACACACUGUAUAUAUUAUAAUAUUAAUAAUAAUAAUAAUAAUAACACACACUGUAUAUAUUAUAUUAUAACUGCUCUCUGACAGCCUGGGGGUGUGGGUGAGGAGCAGGAACUUAUAUCAUACCUGUAUUAUAUUAUAAACACACACUGUAUAUAUUAUAAUAUUAUUAAUAAUAAUAACACACACUGUAUAUAUUAUAUUAUAACUGCUCUCUGACAGCCUGGGGGUGUGGGUGAGGAGCAGGAACUUAUACCUGUAUUAUAUUAUAUUAUAUUAUAUUAUAAACACAUGAUGUAUAUAUUAUAAACACACACUGUAUAUAUUAUAAACACACACUGUAUAUUAUUAUUAACACACACUGUAUAUUAUUAUUAACACACACUGUAUAUUAUUAUUAACACACACUGUAUAUACUAUAUUACAACUGGUAUCUGACAGCCUGGGGGUGUGGGUGAGGAGCAGGAACUUAUAUCAUACCUGUAUUGUAUUGUAUUAUAUUAUAAACACACACUGUAUAUAUUAUCACACACUGUAUAUACUAUAUUAUAACUGGUCUCUGACAGCCUGGGGGUGUGGGUGAGGAGCAGGAACUUAUAUCAUAUCUGUAUGGUAUUAUAUUAUAAACACACACUGUAUAUACUAUAUUAUUAUAAACACACACUGUAUAUAUUAUAAUAUUAAUAAUAAUAAUAAUAAUAACACACACUGUAUAUAUUAUAUUAUAACUGCUCUCUGACAGCCUGGGGGUGUGGGUGAGGAGCAGGAACUUAUAUCAUACCUGUAUUAUAUUAUAAACACACACUGUAUAUAUUAUAAUAUUAUUAAUAAUAAUAACACACACUGUAUAUAUUAUAUUAUAACUGCUCUCUGACAGCCUGGGGGUGUGGGUGAGGAGCAGGAACUUAUACCUGUAUUAUAUUAUAUUAUAUUAUAUUAUAAACACAUGAUGUAUAUAUUAUAAACACACACUGUAUAUAUUAUAAACACACACUGUAUAUUAUUAUUAACACACACUGUAUAUUAUUAUUAACACACACUGUAUAUUAUUAUUAUUAACACACACUGUAUAUACUAUAUUACAACUGGUAUCUGACAGCCUGGGGGUGUGGGUGAGGAGCAGGAACUUAUAUCAUACCUGUAUUGUAUUGUAUUAUAUUAUAAACACACACUGUAUAUAUUAUCACACACUGUAUAUACUAUAUUAUAACUGGUCUCUGACAGCCUGGGGGUGUGGGUGAGGAGCAGGAACUUAUAUCAUAUCUGUAUGGUAUUAUAUUAUAAACACACACUGUAUAUAUUAUAUUAUUAACACAUACUGUAUAUACUAUAUUAACACACUGUAUAUACUAGAUUAUAAACGCAUACUGUAUAUACUAUAAACGCACUGUAUAUACAUCAUAUUCUAAACACAUACUGUAUAUACUCUAUUCUAUUUUAACUGGUCUCUGACAGCCUGGGAGUGUGGGUAAGCAGCAGGAACUUAUUUCAUUAUAAACACGCUGUAUGUAAUAUACUACAUUAUAAACAUACUGUAUAUACUAGAUUAUAAACACACACUAUAUAUACUGUAUUAUAUAUUGUAUAUUAGACACCGUAUAUAUACUAUAUUAUAUACGCACACUGUAGACUAUAGUAUAGACCAGGGGUAGGCAACCUACGGCACUAGUGCCAUGCACGGCACUCGAGGUGUCUUUGCACGGCACUCAAGGCUGCUAGAGCCAAACAGGCUCUGGCCUAUCAGGAGUCCCAGUAAAACUUCAAAUAUCUGCUAAUACGAAAAGAUGGUGAAGGACAAUCCUCAAUUCAAGCAUUGCAGCACAUAGAGGAAAUUAUCUCAGAUCACUUCCUCCAAGCACUUGUGAAUGGGAAUCCACAACAUAGUAGAGCAGCCUGCAGCUGCUGUUGCAGCUCCUGUCUUUGACCUGUACCAGGCCAGCCUGGUCCCCACUGGAACCCAGGGAAGCCAACCAUACUGCUAGAUAUACACAGAUAUUGUGAAUCAAACUAAGUGUUUAUCUGAGUAUCUGCUCCUUUCCAAAUUGUUAAAAUAAAUGCGUGCACGCUCUGAAGUAAAUUACACUGAGACACAGGUAUCAGGUUAAUGAAAAACUUUGGAAUGUUUACUCAGUGGGCGGCAAGCCCCUUAUAAAGGCAAACAAUACAUCAUAUGCCAAAAUGUAGAUAACAGAGAGAAUACAUCUUUAAUUGGUUAGGUGUUAAGUGUCUUACCUAAUGCACAUCCUACGAGGCGUGAUGUCACCAUCAUCCCGGGAUUUUACUCCAGAUGUAGGGGCCAUCUUGUUACACGAGGUAGCUAGUCGGUGGGAGGGGGUGCUCUAUCAGCCAUUUUGAGUAGAUAUUGAAUACAGGUAUACACAGUAAAUAGACAUUUUACUAUCACUAAUUUACAUUCAUAACACAGAAAUGAAGUAUAACCCUCCCCUUAUACAAAUAAUACGAACAGCCCACACACAAACAUACACACAACCUGCACAAACGUAACCCACUAACAAUCCACAUACAUGCACACAACCCCACAUGUAGCCUCUCACAUGCAAUACCCCAAACAGCCCAAACACACAAUGUGACAUAUCCAUCCACACACAAUUCCACAAGCAGUCCCCAUACACAGCCCACAUUCAUAUGUAUCAUACACAAUACCAUAAACUACUAAUGAACAUAUACAAUAUAAUCGCUUAUAUACACACAAAUACAACGAUGCAAAGCAAUUACAGUAUAAAUAACACAAGCAGAAUACGGCAGCAUACACACCUCAAUUUAAAAAAAUAGGACCGGCACGCUACGGGACAUCACAAUCCUAUAUCGGCACAGUGCUGCUAAAAGGUUGCCUACCCGUGGUAUAGACUAUAUUAUACACACAUUGUGUUUGUACUGUAUUGUAUAUUAGACACACUGUAUCUACUAUAUUAUAUACACACUAUAUAGGAAAAAAAUAUAUAUAAUAUACACUGUAGUAUAUAUUAUAAACAUACACUGUGUGUGUGUGUGUGUGUAUAUAUAUAUGUAUAUAUUAUAUACAUACACUAUAUACUAUAUUAUAUAGUUUAAACACAUUGUACAUAUUCUAAACACGCAUUGUAUAUAAAAUAUUAUGUAUUCUAUAUACACACACUGUAUAAAACUUACUGUUACCCUAUUUUACACAAUAUAAAUCAUAUAAUUUCCUGUAUUAAAUAUAAUUUAAACACAGUUGUUAUAUAUCCUAUCCUAAAACUGUAUUAUAUAUCAAACAGAAUGUAUACUAUAUUACAUAAUCACGUAAACACUCUGCAUUAUAUAAUCUCACAAAUUAUGAUGCAUACUAUACUAUUUAUAACUUAAUGUAUGUCACAUUAACACAUUGUGUAAUACACACUGGUUUAAGUAGCAUAAAAUGCACACUACUGUAUGUGUGUGUGUGUGUGUGUGUGUGUGUGUGUGUGUGUGUGUAUAUAUAUAUAUAUAUAUAUAUAUAUAUAUAUAUAUAUACACUGCUGUAUUGAAUAAUUAUGUAAACUCGCACUGUAUAACACAUACUAUAUUUUAUAUUUGUUCCAAACUGUGAUAGUGUUACCUGCAUGUUUUGUGGCACUUUUUUUUUUUUUUUUUCAGGAUGAAAAUAUGUCCCAUUUUACCGUUGGUUUAGAUACAGGGUUCUUCUAACUGUUGCCCCCCAGAUGUUGCUGAACUACAACUCCCAUUAUUCUCUGGUUAUCUGUUUCAAUUAACGAAUCGUUUAGCAACAUCUGGAGGGCCAGAGUUUGGAUAGCCCUAAUUUUAGAAGAUGGAGAGGGGGCACGUUCAAUUAAGGGACGUGGACCUCCUUGCAUACAAGCCUAGAACUUUCUACAUAGGGCGGUUGCAGUUUUGAUAUGGUGAUUGGGAAAGCAAAAUAAGGUGUUUGCCUCCAGGUGAUCUUGGAACCUCUCUUGAAUUUGCGUUGCAGUUUGUGUGGGGCCUUUGCUAUCCUCUGAUAUAUGGACACUGUUUUCAGCUUUGACGUCUAUCUAGCUUACAAGGUCUAUCUAGCUCACGGAGCUGCAGACAGAAUAAUCAUCCCACCGGACCACCAGGGACUUCAACCACUGGACCACCAGGGAAUUAUAUUUCAACAAAAACGUAUUUCAGUGUGUGGAGGCUUGUCACAGCCUCCACACACACUGUCCCCAACUCUGCCCUCCCACCCUCACUGCCCUCCCACCCUCACCGCCCCAACACUGCCCUCCCACCCCCACCGCCCCAACACUGCCCUCCCACCCCCACCGCCCUCCCACCCUCACUGCCCCAACACCGCCCUCCCACACCCUCACUGCCCUCACUGCCCACCCAUAUACACUGCCCACCCACAUUCACUGCCCGAACACUGCCUUCACUGCCCACCCACAUACACUGCCCUCCCACACCCACUGCCCCAACAUUGCCCUCCCCCUUCACUGCCCUGCCCCCCACAUAUCCUGCCCCAACAUACACUGCCCCGCCAUCCACAUGCCCUGCCCACCACAUACACUGCACCCACGUUGCCCUGCCCACCACAUACACUGCACCCACAUUGCCCUGCAAGCCACAUACCCUGCCCCCCACAUACACUGACCACCAAAUGCCCUGUCCCCCACACUGCCCUGCCCUCACAUACGCUGACCACCACAAACACUGCCCUCCACACUGAUGACCGCCACAUACACUGCCCUCCACACUGAUGACCGCCACAUACACUGCCCUCCACACCGAUGACCGCCACAUACACUGCCCUCCACACCGAUGACCGCCACAUACACUGCCCUCCACACCGAUGACCGCCACAUACACUGCCCCCAACAUGGAUGACCGCCACAUACACUGCCCCCAACAUGGAUGACCGCCACAUACACUGCCCCCAACAUGGAUGACCACCACAUACACUGACCACCACAAUCACUGCUCCCACAUUGACCACCACAUACACUGCUCCCUCACUGACCACCACAUACCCUUCCCCCACUCUGACCACCACACACCCUGCUCCCCCACACUGUCUCCCACACGGUCACACACCCUGCCCCCCUACACUGUCAUACACACUGCCCCCUCGUGCUGUCACACACCCUUCCCUCUCUACACUGUGUCCCACACACCUUGCCCUCCCAUACUGUAACACACCCUGUCCACCCACACUGCCCCACACUAUCACCAUCCUCCACACUGCCACCCCACACUGUCAUUUUCCUCCUCACUGUCACCCACUCACACCCUGCCCCCCGAAACUGUCACAUUCCUCCACACUGCUCCCUCACCCUGUUACCCUUUCACACACUUGCACCCCAUAUUGUCAGCCCCCAACACUGUCACCAAUACAUACAGUCGCCCCUGCACACACUGUCACCCUUUCCAACACUGCCUCCCACACUCUUACCUACCCACGUCACAAUUCCACACACAUACAGCCACCCCCCACACUGUCAACCCCCACAUGCUGUCAUGCCCUCUUCACCCAGCCUCGCUCACAUUAACCUCUCCUAAUCUUGUCGCUCUCACCCCCUCCAUCCAUACCACAAUUACCGGCCCUCGCUCUUCCACACUCACCCCAUCACAUUAAUCCCCCUAAUUCUAUCACACUCAUCUUCUCUCAUACUGUCACACUCACCCCCGACCCUGUCACACUCCUCCUUUUUCACAUUAACCCUUUCACUUGUGCCCAACCAUGCCACACUCACCCUGUCACAUAAUCCUGUCCGACUCACUUUCCCUCGCCUUGUCACACUCCCUCCUCCAGCCGUGCAACACAUAACCAUAACCCUGUCAAACUCAUCCCCCUUCACCCUAUCACAUUAACUUCUAUCCUGUCACUCAUCUUGCCAAACCAUGCCACACUCACCCUGUCACAUAACCCUCCCUCAUCCUGUCACUCUCCCCUCGCCCUGUCUUAGUUUAAAUAAAAACAAAAUAAAAGGGAAAAUCUUUUUUUCACCCCUCUCCCCCAGAGCAGAGACUCACUCUGAGCAGCUGACUCUUCUUGUGCUUCUCAUCCAAUCAUAUGAUUCUCAUAGAGAAUUAUUACAGAUGACAAGUGCAAUGCUCAUCUAAUCAAACUGCAUUUAGUUUUUACAAAAUGACAAUAUUUACUAUGAAGGAUGAACAUUAAAUGUAAAUGAAGUGGUUUGUGAGCAGUAGCGGUCAUUUUAACUGUGAUUUUUCUCACUUCAUAAUUAUUGCGGUGUCUGUGUAUUAUUUUAUCUAGCCGUGUGUGUCAUUUGGAGAACUAACUUCUCUUUAUACAGUGUGUUUGUACAUGCAAGGACCUAGAUAGACCUACUAAGGUUUGAUAGUGUACAUUCAGUGUGACAAGGUUGAAUGAUUGAGAGAGCAGAUGUUGACAUCCCUUUAUGGAAUUUAGGCCUAGUUAACCCCUUAAUUAUUCCAGUGCCUGUAGGACAGCAUGGAACACCCUGCAGAUUUGGUGUGAGCAGGGUUAAAUCCCUUCUUACAACUAUGUCUGGUGGAGCCAUUCUUAGUGAUACAGCACACACACAUUUCUUUUAAAAUUAAUUACAUUAAACAUUUUAUGCCAGAAACCAUAGCCAUUUUAGUGAUUUAAAGUGGUUAUGGUGGUAGGAGUCAGUAUGUGCUGUGUUCUGCUGGAAACACUGCACAUUCAGAGGUAUUGCUAAUUGUUUGCUGGGGGCCAAUUGCACCCCCAGCACAUGUGCGUUACGCAGCCUGGAACAACGCAUAAAUUGCAUUUGUCAGUGCGCAUUGACUACAGACAUUAAAUUAUCCCCCUACCAAGCAGAGCAUAUGCAAAGGGAAGAUACAUGCUCCCUCCCACUCCCUGCCACCUCCGGCUUCCCUCCGUAUGCACUCUUUUUUUAUAUAUUUUUUUUUAAAACCACUCCCUCCCCUUUGCUGGACCGCAUGAAUGAGAAGCCUGAUAUGCAACUGCGCGCGACGCAUAUUAAGUUUUAUAGGUCCUCCCCUCUGAAUAGGGUUAUAGUAACCCUUUAAUAUAUAUUUAUUUUAAAAUUAAACUCUGUUUUUAUUUAUGUUACAUAUAUUCUCCCCAUCUAUUACAUAUUAUAGGGUGUUAUUAAGCACUAUUUUAACUAUAUGAAACCUUUUGUCUCUAGACAAUAAAAUAUCAAUACGAAUACCCCUGGAUAGAAAACUAUAGAAAAACGUUUGUAAAGCGGCACAAUUGAUACACAUUCUAGUUUAGAAUGAGUGUUAUUUUUCAUACACAGCAAUGGGUUAUUUUAAAUCAAGUGAUAACUGCUGACACAAGAAACCACAAAUAGAUGUCACAGCUGUUGUAUAUGUACGCAUUCAGAAACUGUCACAUGGUCAUUGAAGAGCAAUACUGGAUAGUUUGUGUUUUCUGAAAUGUUUACAUUGACUUGUCAUGAACAAAAUCAUCUGUUUAAAAAAAAAAAAAAAGAAUAAAUUGCCAUUUUGUUAGCGUGAUUUAUUAGUCCAAGAUUAGGACAUUGCUGAGCCAAGCGGUCUUUGAUCAGCAAAGCAUUAUUAUACCUGUAUGCAAUGUUUAGACAAAUGUAACAAUCUGUACAGUGAUAAGAAUUGGCUAUUGAUAAAAGCAGUUGCUCUUUGCAUGUAUUUUAUGCCAGGCAGGUACAAAACAAAGUGGUUCUAAAUCUGAAAAAAAUAACCAUUUUAAGUGGUUAGUCUAGUAAAAAUGUGACCCAGUAUUCUUCUUUUAUGCAUUAACAAAGUAUUGGUUAAAAAAAAAAAAAAAAAGAAAAGAAAAUUGUUACAAGACUUACAGAAAGUUUCUUUUCCUGGCCAAUAUCAAUGUCGGCAUCACCUGUGGGUUAGCUCCUCCCUCUCAGCUGAUAGGACAGGAAUCUAAAUUUCAAAAGAUGGUAUAUAAGGAAUCCACCUCCCCAGAAUAAGCAGUCUCGUAACCAAGUCAGUCCAGAAAAAAGGGAUGGUUUGUGAAAGAGCUUGGCAACAAGGAAAACACAUUUCAGUGUUAAGACGCCUAUAGAUGAAGAAUCCAUAGGCUCAAAGGGUGUGCCUAUCAGACUAUGCAAAAGUGUAGGCAAGUCCCAUGUUGGAACAAAGUUUUUAAACAGAUGGUCUAAUUCUCAUUGCUCCUUUGUUAAAACGUUUAAUCGUAGGAUAAUUGUACUUUAAGAGAAUUAAGGCUCAAACCUUCAUUCACACCAUUUUGUAAAACUUCCAACAAAUAAGGAAGAUUAAGAGUUUCAGAAACUUUUCCAAGGUCAAGAUAAGCUUCUAGAUUCUAUUGUAUACUCUUGACGUAAUGUGACUGCUAGUUUUGAGAAUAGUCUUCAAAACAUAAUCUGAUAAGCCUCUAGCUUUCAGAAAGUUCUUCUCAAUCUCUAGGCCUUCAAAUUGAGUCUUGCAGGAUCUUUGUGGAGAAAUGGGCCCUGUGAUAAUAGGUUCCUCUUGAUUGGUAGUUCCCAAGAAACCCCUUGUGAUAGACUUAACAGCAGUGGAAACAAAGGCCUCCUUGGCCAAUGAGGAAUAAUUGCCAUCACCUCUACAUUUUCCUUCCAGGUCUUUUUGAAAGUUAUCUGGAUUAAUGGAAGGAGAGGGAAUAUAUAUCCCAGCCAAAAUUUCCAUCUCUGUUAGGACAUCUUGACGUUUGCUCUUGGGUCAAAUCUUAUGGAAUAGAAAAAAGGGGGAACUUGUUUGUUUCUGUAGUUCACCAUCAGAUCUAUAUGCGAUGUUCCCCGAAGAUUGCAUGUCUACUUGAACAUAUCCAAACUCACUUCCGUUCUCCUGGAUGUACAUAGUUUCGGUGACAUUGUUCAGUUGUCCUGGAAGAUGUAUUGAGCUCCCCAACCUCAUCCGCUGGCAUCUGCGGUCACUAAUUACGACUCUGGGUCCCCUAGCAGGAAGCCUCUCCUGAUAUUUUUUCUACGUUCAUCCACUACUGAAGAGACAUUCUUAGUUCUUCUGUGAUCCAGAUCUUUUGUUUCUAUUAUUGAUUGAACGGCUCAAAGAAAUUUUUCUGUGUUUAUUCUCCGGUUCCAGUGUGCCCACCUCACUGAAGUUGAGGUUGAUAUUUGUUAAAGUUUAUAAAACAUCUAAAAUCUUUUAAGUCCUGAAUCACUGUCUCUGUAUCAGUCUUCCUUUUGAUUGAUUUGUUCACAAUCCGUAUAUCUUCCAGAUAAUGGAAUAUUCUGAUUCCUUAAUCUCAUAGGAGAGUAUUUAGGCUGGUCAGGAUCUUUGUUAAUGUACUGGGUGCGAACCUUAGACCAAACGGCAUACCUAGGAAUUGGAAAUGACUUUAAAAAAUAUUGAACCUUAGAUACUGUGCAAGUGCAACAGGGAUGUGAUAGUAUGUGUUUUGAAGAUCUUUUGAUCUAUGGAGGAUAGCCAUUCUGUAGGAUAUAUAUUUGAGGAAACAUAGUCAACAUGAGUCAAGACUCAUCAUCUUGAAAGUUUUUUUUUUUUUUUUUUUUCUUGGGGGUGAGCAUUUUCUGUUAGACUGCGGUCCACUUGGCCACACUAGAUGCAGUGACUAGCAGAAGGGGGAGCGCACCCCACACCUGUCACCUGCAUGCCCUGGGUCAGUACGGCUGUACACCGGCCAUAUCGUUAUGCCGGCCCACCGGGAAAUUUCAAGUUCUGCCCAUCAUUUCGGGUGAAAGGGCAGCAGGGCCCCCUGGAGUGACUGGCCUGGUCACAGCUACGACUGCUACAUGUUUAUUUCAACGCUUCUAAUAGUAUUUGUAUAAUAAUAAAAAUCAUACUGUAGGGCUGUAGUAGGUCAUGUGCCAUUUAAUAUACAUGCAUCAAAAUGGUGAUUUGCUAUACAAAGCUGUUGUGGACUGAAAAUUUUUAUUAGGCCCAGCUAAUAACCUGGAUAAGGUUGACAGAAGUUCUAUACCACAAUAAUUCAAUCAGUGCCUUUUGGCUUGCAAUAUCACCUUUAUGAUGAUGAAACGAACCUGUCAGUGUUCUCCUGAUCUUUCUUUAUCCCACUUUUAUCUCUCACGGAACCCGUUUGGUGCCACCUCGUGACUGCACACAAUUAGAGCAGACAAUUCAUGUGUAGGGAAAAUACCUUCCCUGAUUCACAGCGGUUCAGUUCAGCUUCGGCACCCAUUCAGUCUGAUGUUCCUAAGGACACCAGACUCUGCUGUUGCUCAAAGUUUUAUAGCCCGUCUCCGACCACGUUGUAAAUGGCAUGAACGUGCAUGUAACGUCCCGUCUUCAGCGCGCCCACACACACGCGCGUGUUCUGUGGUCAAAGGGCCCAUCCUGACAAAUCAUGAUCAUUUUAGGGUUAUUUAAACUCAAAACGCCUGUUAUCAGUGCCCUGUCGUGGUUUCCAAUAGCUGAUAAUUAGAGAAUGUGUUCUUUAUUGUAUCCUUUUUUAGCAUUUUGACCUUGACUUGUUCUUGACUGUCCCUGUUUCUGGUGUCUUUGACUUUUUGGCUUGUCUUCUCGAUUUUGUCUUUCUAUAUCCCUGACCUCGACUUGUUUCUUACUAUUCUUUGUUACAUUAAGUCCAGCCAUUCCUAGGCCUGGUAAUAUGUAUAUAAGGUUUUAUGUUUAUUCUUUGCUAACUUAAUUCUGUGUGUUUGGUAUAUCUUAUCUUAAGAAUCUCCAACUGCCUCUCUGAUAUUUCUAACUGGAUUGCAGCUCACUUCCUUGAACUCAAUCUCCCCAAAACAGAACUUCUCACCUUUUUACCGUCAAACACUACAACUCCCGUGUCUAUCCUUCAAACACUGUUACUCCCAUGUCUGUCUCUCUCUAAGUCAAUGGCACUUCAAUCAGCUCUACCACACAGUCUCGCUGCCUUGGCGUUCUCUUCGAUCCCCACCUCUUCUUUAACCUUCACAACCAGUGAACUGCCAUAUCCUCUCGCAUCCAUCUCAAAAACAUAGCUUUCAUCCGUCCCCACUUAACACCGGAUGCAGCUACUUUGCUCAUUCAUGCCGCCAUCAUUGACUGCUGCAACUCGCUUCUCGCUGGUCUCACGCAGUUCCUCCUCCACCCUGCCAGAGUCGGUAAUGAAUGCUGCAGCCAAGCUCCUCAUCCAGUGCUUCCGCACCUCCCAUCUUUCCCUCUCUGUCAGUGCUGACAUUUUCUUCCCGUAAGAUAUAGGACUAAAAUUAAAAUGAUGGUCCUUGCUUAUAAAUCUCUGUAUAUCUACCUACCUAUCCUCACUAAUACACAACUAUGUCUCAUCCAGGCCCCUAUGCUGUGACAAAGACCUGUGUUUAUCCUCUGUUCGUACUCGCACCUCUGGUUCUCCCUUUCAAGACUUCUCUAGGGUUACCCAGUUCCUAUUAAACUUUAUUACCAGCUCCAUUGGACUCUCACCCAGUUUCCAUUCCUGCAAACAAAUUACUGGAAACUCACUUCUUCAAGAAGGCAUAUCUUGACCUCGACCCAAGUAUGGGGGCAAACAGUUGUUGAACCGGGAAGGGUACUCCUCACAUCAUAACCACUACAGUGGGCUGGAUAAAUCUUUAAACUGCUUUGAAAAUGACUUUACCCUCUAAUGUAAGAAGGUGGCCAGGGACUCGUGCCCUUUAACGACUUAACAGAAAUGAAGUUAUGAGGGUGGAAUGUCUCUCUUUAAUGCUCUGCCCAUUGACAAACAUUGCCAAAAAAAAUGUUCCUCUUAAGAAAAAGUAAUCCCUACUUUUUAUAUGCAUAGAAAAUCAAGGUGAAUUAAAAACCCAUAAAAAAUAAUGGACAUAGAGGGACAUAAAUCGAAUUUAAAAACUAAACAUGCAAAGAGAGAGUGCUGAUUUAAUUGUUCAUCAGAUCGUCCAACACUGGGCGAAAAUUCUGCGAGCGAAUCUCUGCUUCUAGUGAUGUGUUCAUGAAAGCACGCCAUCUGUGUCAUGUGGCAUUGGGAGUUCUAUUACCAGACCUUCUGAUUUAAUAAAUCUAUUUUGUCAUUGCUGCUCUCCAACAUGUCAAUCACUCCAUAUCUGCAACAUUUAUUUCUGUCUUGCAUAAUGAAGUCGUCGUAUCUGUUGUGGGAGCAGUUGGGACCAGAACUUUUCCUGUCAAUUCAUUGCAAUAUAUUUAUUUUUAAUGUGAUGUGUUUAUGCAAUUAAUAGCAGUCUUUUUUUUAAAGACUUUUUGUGUUUUUGCAAGAACUGAGCAAAUGUUUAAGAAAAUAAGUGAAAGCCUUGAAUAUAUUUUGCACGGUUGCGUAAAUUAAAAAACUCAUCGUCCUGUCCUUCCAUGCCUCCCUCUCUGCCGGUCCUUACAUUGGCUUCCCAUAAGAUAUAGAGCUCAAUUGAAAAUGACCCUCGCUUACAAAUCUCUCCCUAACACUGCUCUUACUAGUAAUACAUAACUAUGUCCCAUCCGGACCCCUGCACUCUGCCACAGACCUGUUUCUUUCUUCUGUUCUUACUUGCAUCUGUGACACAAAUUUUUAACCGCCCGUAGGGCUGCACCAUUCACCAAGUCUCCAUUCACCAAGUCUCCAUUCCUUCAAAGAAGUUAAAUUCACUUCUUCAAGAAGGCAUAUAUAAAGAUGCAUUUCCUAACUUUGUGUUCCUCAGUCCAUCUGCCUCCACCACCCAGCGAUGUAAAGGAUUAAUUUACCCUUUAUUCACUUACCCUAUUACAGCACUAGCACUGCAUGUACAGUAGGCCUUCCCCAUAGGAAAUCACUGCCUCAGUGCUGUCCUGUGGGGUUUUCACUGACGCUGGAUGUCGUCAUGCAGAGCGUGAAUACAUCCAGAUUCAAACUCCCGGAAGCGCCACUAGAGGCAGUCAUGGCACUGCAAUGUAAACAUUACAGUUUCUCUAAAACAGCAGUGUUUUACAUUGCUGGGCAAAGGGGUCAGGGACGCUGCACCCAGACCACUUCAGUGAGAUGAAGUGGUCUGGGUUCCUAUAGUGUCCCUUUAAGUUUAACUCGCGAUAUGCAGGUGACGCAUAACAGUAUUUUUUUAUUUUAAUUUUAUUUAUGAAUUAGAAAAAAAAGUAUUCGAAACUGUUAGUACCUUUUAAUGCAGCUAGUAUAGUAAUGUGUUUACUAUGGUAUUGGAUUAAGCACUGAUUCUGUGUGAUGAAUGGAAUUGCUAUCAAUUGCUUUCCGUAAAAGAACACUCCAAGCACCAUAACCACUACAGCACACUGUAGUGGUUAUAGUUCCAGGAGUACUCUGGCACCUCCAAUCAAGGAAUGAAACCAUAGUUUGACUUCUUACCUGGGCUCCUUCAGGCAACAUUCCCAGGCUCCACUACCUCAGCUAGAGAGUCAGAAACCCCUGCUUAUGGAUUUCUGAUAGCUUUUCUGAGCUAAGUAAGCCCUAGAGUGCUGGGCUAGCUGAGGGCAUGCACUGAUCGCUUUAAGCCAAUGAUUAAAGUCUGCAUUGACGGUUUUGGGGAAGAAGGCAGGCAUUCCUGACACUUUUAUUUUCUCCACUGGACCAGGAAGAUAACGUCCAUGGCUGUCUGACAGCGGGUAAGGUUGAUCUGCAAUUAUUUAAAAAAGCGCCAAUUUUAAAAUAGAAAUCAGCACUUUUAUGAACUGCAAUUAAAAUGAAAAUAUCCUGACACUCAAAACAGUUGAGCAAGCUGAAGUGCUUUAUUGCCUGUAGUGUUUCUUUAAAGGCGAACUAUCCAUUCUCUAUAAAUUUCAUAAUUUAAAAAAAACAUAGAAAAUCACUUCUAAAGUGUGUUAACUGUAAGCCAGCAUUUCCCAAAGGGUAUUCCGUGCAACCCUAAGGUUCAGCGAGAACAAAAUUUGGGUUCCGCCGUGAUUUCCCCAGCAGGUGGCCCAAGCAUUUAGGGCCUCCCGAUCGGUAUCGCCAAACAGGGGUCUUGUCAGGAACGCUGGGAGGAACUGACAGCGUGUCACUUCUUACCAGACAGAGAGCGCGCUGACAGCAGCACUCCAAGAAAGUUACAACAGGAAAAAGUUAAUCUAACAGGAGGGUGUCUGCAAAUACCUGUGUGUAUCUCUGUUACACAAAUGUACAUCCACAUUUAAAAUCCAACACUACAUCCAAACAUAUCAUUGCAGGUAAAUGCAAGCAUGACAUACAAAGACACCCCUGUAUGAAAAUGCUAAAAUGAUGUACAAACACCAACUCUACAUACAGAAGCACUACUGCUACUAAAUACUAUGUGUUUACUAUAUGUAAACAUUUUCCAAAAAAGAAACCUUACACUCCCCUAAUUAAAAGGUUAGUGCUGCAGCGCAAACUUUUUCUGGGGGGUUCCAAGAUGUUGGUACACUAUGUCAAAGGGUUCCACAGGAAAAAAUAAUUGGGAACCUCUGCUGUAAGAGGAGAAAUUCAGUAAUGUUUACCCAUAAGUUUUCUCUAUGCUGGCUGCCAGGUGGAAAAGGACAUUGCUUAUAACAAUUGCUGACAGGGAGCUAAGAUGGAGGCUCCCACUUACAUAAUAAAGAGGUUUGCAUUUCUACAUUUAAUUGUUUUGCUACUCACACGCAUAUCUUUGUGAUAAUAAAGGAUUAGUAUUUAGGACAUUCGCCCCUUCAAUGCCAGAGGUGUGCCACACAUGCUGGUCAUAUCGCAAGGGUUAAGCAUCCAUAAAAGUAAGAUUUUCCAUUAAAAAAUAAAUCUGUAUUCUAAUCUAUUUGAUAAAAAAAAAAUUAUGGAAUUUUUAAUGCUUUUGAGGACAUCUGAUAAUUCAGAAUCCAUGAAACUGAGUGUUUACUGAAAUGCCACUGCUUCAUCUUUAACUUUUCUCCCUGCCCAGGUCCUGGUGAACACGGUGUGCUGCCUUUUGAUGUUGGUGGCGAAGGUGAUCCAGUAUGUGGUGUUUGGUCCGCUCCGUGUUAGUGAGAGACAGGUGAGUGGAACCUGCAUUGUGCUCUGUUUGGUAAUUGCCCAGGCCGUACUUUUCUUAAAACCAGAGUAUGCUAAUCUUGUUUAUUAACACAUUGACAUCCAUUUUUCUUUUAUUUAAAUCUUAUAAAUUCUAUCCAUCUCUCUAUCUCACACAAUGCUCUUAUAAAUCCAGAGACACAAGUAAAUGGGUUUUAAUGGCCAUAAGAAAAGAUGCUGUGCCAGCAUUUCCUUUAAGAAAUGUCAGCAGAACAACACAGUGUACAUCUGUGCAGUUUGUAAGGAAAUCAUGCGUGCAUUUUGUCCGUGCAACUAUAUAUUCCAUGUAUAUGAUACAGAAUGGUGACGUGUUCAUUGGAAAUGAGGGGUUCUCGAGACCUAAUAAACCACAAGGCAUGGAGGUUGAAAUACCCUAAGAUAGCAUUACAUUUUCAAUAAUAUAUGCUACACGGUUCCCCUUUAAAAAAAAAUAUAUAUAUAUAUAUAUAUAUAAAUAUAAAUAUAUAUAUAUAUAUAUAUAUAAAAAUUUCCAUAGCAAUAAUAGGUUUACUAUAUAUAAUGUUUCUUUUUAAAGUGUGAAUGGUAUGCAAAUAAAUUAGGGUUUUUUUUAUUUUAUUUUUUUUAGAUCUAGGGUUUUAUUUCAUUCUUAAGGCAGCACUUGAAUGACACACAUGUGCCUGCCACCCCCUUCCCACUAUGUGUAAAGUCUCCUUUGACAUUUAUAAAGAACAGUGGCACAGUGUCGUGUUACUGUAAACACAUUUAAUUAUACAUGUUCCUUAUUGUGUAGAACAAAAAUAUGCGUUGAAUUAGCAAAUUAUAAGCUGAUCCAGGGACUGCUUGGUAUUGGUAGGGUGCAUGCCGUGCCCUCACUAACUCUGCAUACCUUUACAGUGCAGGCUAAUGGCAGUGGGAACUUACACUCAUGCUUCCUAUGUAAAUACAGUAAAGUUGUUGUCUUUAGAUUGUUUGAAUCCUGGCAUGAGGUGUGUGUGUGUGUGUGUGUGUGUGUGUGUGUAUAUAUAAAUAUAUAUAUAUAUAUAUAUAUAUAUAUAUAUAUCAGGGUUCUAAAUCACAACAUGUCUGUUCGAAGAUUUAAUAGUCCUUGCACUUAAGCCUCUUCCUUUCUUCUUCUGUUCUUAUAGCACCUAAAGGACAAGUUUUGGAACUUCAUUUUUUACAAAUUCAUCUUCAUAUUUGGUGUGUUAAAUGUCCAGACUGUGGAGGAAGUUGUCCUGUGGUUUUUGUGGUUUGCAGCCUUAGUGUUUCUCCAUCUUAUGGUCCAGCUUUGCAGAGAUAGAUUUGAAUAUGUAAGUAUAACUAUACUAAUAAAAUGUAUGUUUGUGGAGGUGGGAGUCUUCUAGUGGCUCCCAGUAAGUAGCUUGGAGUGGUAAUAUCCACACUCUUGCAUAUAUUGGUGGCUGGAGUCCUCACCGUGGUAGUUUGUGAGUGAAAACUGAAACAGAAUAUGGUGCAUAUUGUUACUCAAGUAGGUGCAAAUAAAUGGAAAUGUACUCCUUGGUUUGGAGCUAAAAGAAUGGUUUUGCUCAAUCCACAAAGCUUGGAGGGUACAUUCCCCACCCCCUGGAUCCAUCCUGCUUUAUUCACCUGCCGCCUGGACAUCAUAAUCCGUGGUGGGAAUGUACCACCCAAGCAUAUCCUUUAUCAUUGGCAAGUCAUAGCAUGAGCUAUGCUUUAUUAUAUUGAGGACCAGGUCUGACUCUGUCUUGGUAUUUUAUAUACACGCAGUCACUUUUCUUUAUGUAAACUCAUACAGCAGUUGCCAUGGAAACAUAUUGGGUGUUCACGCUGUUUGCUCCACAAAACCAUCACUGGUUUCCUGUCUUCCAGCUGUCCUUCUCUCCUACCACCCCGAUGAGUUGUCACGUACGUGUUUUGGUCCUUCUGAGCACCAUGUUUCUGGCAUGCUGCGGCCUAGCGGUAUUGUGUGGACUAGCAGGUUAUGCACAUGGCAUGCACACGCUGGCAUUCAUGGCUGCCGAGGUUAGUAUAUAAUGUACCACAUACCGUAACCAGCAUAACCAUUACAUAUAAUUAACUGCAGCUGUGAUAUAGAAACUGUUUUUUUUUUUUUUUUUGUUCUUUCAUCUGCUUUUUCUAGUUCAAUAUAAAUAAUAUAUGUAAAUUAAUAAAUUGUAAAUUAGUACAUUGAUUUAAUAAAUAUAUCUCAAUAGAAAAUGUCUGUGUAUACAUAUAAAAACAUUUGGUUGAUAAACUCAGUGUGCAAUUACAAGCCAGGGUGUAACCAUAUAUAAAGUGCAGAAAUUCAAUUAGUGAUACUGAUCAUUCUAAUAGAUCGACUUACAGACAAAUGCUUAAUGAAAGAUAACAGUAGGAAAUGCUCCUGGGAUAAAAAGACAAAAGAGAGAGAACCGUGUAAAACUGUUUAAAAUAUAAAAGGAAGGGAGAGAGUGAGGGGGUUUAGGAUGACUCUCACAGACAGAGAGCAGUCAUGUACAGCUCAGAACAAUGCAGCUCCUCCGUUAACUAGAUCCUCAUGUACAGGAAAUAGCCUUUAUGUCAAACCAGUAAAACCACGACCACCCACAAUUUUACUUUUUAUUCCACAAAUGUUAUUUUAAUUUUUAUUUUAUUUUAUAUAAAAUAAAUCAUUAUAAUAGAAGUUCCUUAAUGGCCUAAAAUAUAUUUAGUUUUCUUGUUUUGAUGAAGUGCUUUAUAUUGCAUUUCCUGAAGUGCAUUAGGUUUCAGAAACCUCGAUAAGAACAAUAACCCUUUAUUAUGUCGAUCACUGUUGAUUACAUUUAUAGUGUGUAAAUGUGUGAUAUCAUUGUAGACUAAUUCAGCCAUAAAAGAGAUUUUAUUUUCCCUAGAUUUACUAGGUCCACUGUUAAGAUACAGCAACCAUUUUACUGACUUGUUUUAUCACUAUUUCUUAAAGGGGAACAUUCCGAGCUUUAUUAUAUGUGUAUAAAAAAACUUCACACCACAACAUUUACCAGUUUAAUACCUAUUCAUUUUCAUGGAAUACAAUGGAUUUGCCUUUUGAGUAGUUGCUUUGUAUUUAAAGCUGUGAUGGGAGCUCAGUAUGCUAAAUAUGCCGACAUAGUUGCUGUAGUGAAUUUAUUUCCUUGAUUAAUGCUCCAUUGAGAAGCAGAAUAUACUAACAGUGCUUAAAGGGACACUAGGCACCAAUACAACUUGAUGCUUUUUACAGGAUUUGGCCUCAUUAAUAUGAUGUAUUUUUUUAUUUUUUUUGCGUGAUCACAUCUUUAUAGUUUUUGCAUAAAAUAAAUGUUUUGCAGAAUGCUACACCAUAAGCCUGCCUCUUUAGCCACACCUCUCACUCUCACAGACUUCCCUAAAAAUGUAUGUACACAGCUCGGCCAGUGUCAGUACUGAAUGAUCUGAACAGCAAAACGGUUGCAUUAGAAUGAGAUGACACCCAGGGGGACAUAUAGUAAGGACAUCACUACCUGUUUGUAGUUUCCCUGACUGUCUGCAGCCAGGCUGUGAAUUAAAAGCUGCUCACUCAGUGCUGCUGAGGCUGAGCUGUGUUAAUACAUUGUGUUAAGGGAGUCUUUCCGGCUUGAGGCUGUGUGGCUACGGAGAAGCAUUCUGCAAAACAUUUAUUUAUUUUAUGCAAAAACUAUAAAGAUUUGAGCAUGGAAAAAAUGCAGCAUGUCAGUGUGCCAAAAUCUAUCAAAUACAUUAAAGUUCUAUUGGUGCCUGGAGUGUCCCUUUAAUCUUUGUGUUAUCGUUGUUGAACACUUAAUGGAGGUUCUAGGAGAAAGUACUUGGCAAUCUGUGCCAAUUAACACACAUUUCUUUAAUAUGUAACAUUUCACUACAGUGUACCAAACUGUGAUUCAAGUUCAGCACUUUUUUUGAGGCUGCAUGUUUUUAUUUUAUAUUUGUUCUUUCUUUUUCUUUUAACUUUUUUUACAUUUUAGUUUUUUCUUUUAUGUUCAAGUGCAUGCAUUGGCAGAUUUCCUAGAUACUGCUUACAAAAGGGCAUAAGUACUGCAGACACCGUUCAAUAUUUCAAUUUGUCUUACUGAUGUAUGAUGGGACAUGGGACAAACUUAGCCUCGUCUACUAGAAUCCCUAAAAUUAAAUAUAUAUUUGUUUUCCAUUCUCCUGCCUCCACCAGACCACAACAAAUUGCACAUCAGGGACUGGUAGGAGCUGGUUUUUACAACCCCAAAGCAGGCGUUAUCCCUCAAAUUAUCCAUGUACAUGUUCACUCUGUUGUUACACUCUAGCAUAUGCCUUGUCUGUAUUGCAUACCAAUAUUUUUGUACAGACCUAUAUCUUAUAUUUUAUUUUAGUAAUAUUUUUAGCAUUUUGUGUCUGUAGUACCACCUGAGCAUUUAAAUUUUAUUAGAAAAAAAAAUGAAAGGCCACAAGUUAUCCCCUUGUGGUUCUGUUGGCCAUGGUAAAUGUAUUGAUUUUCCUGUGUUCCAUUAGAUAAUUGAUGGGCAAUAUGUGAUGUUACAACAGUUCCACUCUUCAUUAGGUGUUUGCUUUAAUUAUUAAAUACACCCCUUGUUCCCUUAGUCCUGGUUUCAGGUUCAGUUCCACACCAUUCCUGCAAAUGUCCUAUCUCAUCGUAACUCAUCUUAGUAGGUGCUCCCUGUGCCUCAGUCCUUUUUAAAGCAAAAUGAAAAGGUCAGAUCUCUGUGACCUGGGGAUUUGUGUAGGAAAAAGAUUUUCUUUUGGAAAAGCAAUAUUUGUGGGUGUCUUUGCUCUCUAUGUAUUCUGCCACCAGACAACCUCGUACGUUUUACUGCUGACCACUAACCGUAACUUUUCGUUUUAGUGUGUAUUGGUGACCACUCGAACAGCGCAUGUCAUCUUACGGUAUGUCCAUUGCUUCUAUUAUUCAUUGAUCAUGUACAAAUCUGUAUUUCAUAAUCAGCUUUGGUUCAGUUGGGGCUUAGUAUCAGGAUAUAAUAAAUACUGUGUACUGACUUUCCAGACCACUGACUUCUAUUCCAGAUGGUCUGUGAUAUGGAAUGUGACAUAUUUUAUUAGUUUUAAUUUUGCACUGAUUAUAACUGGGAAAUUUGUUAGCCAGUAAUAAGAGACUAGUAGAUGUGGUCCUAGGAUACUAGGAGAGCUGUAUAUUAGACACCACAUGGAUGGGUUUUGUAUUGGAGACAGGAACUUCAUACUGUGUCAGAAGGAUUGUAUCUGGCUCAUGUGUUACAGAAUAAAGGGAAAGUAUAUAAACUAUAGUGCCAAGGACUCUCCACCCUCUGGGGAAGAAGGGGCUAAAAACCCCUUCUGUCACUUACCUGCCUCUGUCAGCCGGCGGGCGAGACCUAAUGCGCAUGCGUGGCAAUGGCUACACUCGCAUUAGGAUUUCUCUAUGCCGGUUUUUCAAUGCCGGUGAUGCUGGAAGUCCUCAUGCAUAGAAGGACGUCCAGCAUUACGUGACUAAAAGUCGCCUAACCACCCGGAAGACCCACUAGUGGCUGUUUGGUAGACAGCCACUAGAGGAGGAGUUAACCCAAGCCGGUAACUAUUGCAGUUUAUUGCAUGCUCAGGGUUAAGGGUGAUGGGACCCUGCACCCAGACCACUUCAGUGAGCUGAAGUGGUGUGGGUGCCUAUUGUUUCCCUUUAAGAUCUAUGAACCCUUGACUUUCAACAUGUUUUAUUCAUAUAUUGGAAUUCUAUUUGUCACGAACUAGGAGCCAGGUGAACCCUUGACAACUACUUAUUCCAGGUCCACUAUGUAAAGCUGGGCUUUAGACCUUACAGGUGAAUGGAUGCCUUUGUUCUGGAAACCUUUUCAGGGUCAUUUACUAAACUGAGAAUACAAAGUAAAUUUAAAAUUUUAAGAACAAAGUAGCUGAACUUAAAGAAUAGCUGAACUUAAAGAAUAUUUCCAGUUUGGCUAUUUUGACCUUAAAUUUGAAAUUCACUUUGAAUUCUCACUGUAGGGAAUAACCCUGUUUGUGUUCUAAAUCCUUACAUAUUACGUUUACACGACCUUUCUGUGUUAUUCAUACCUAGCUAAGAACUACUUGUACUUCCAGAUGAUUUGCACUAGAGAUGAUUAAUAAUGAGAUUUGUGUGUCAUUGUAUGUGAAGGGCAGGCUAAUUGAGCUGUUGUCCGUUCUCUGCACUCUCUUGCAACCUGUUUUUUUGCUCUCCUUAAGUUUAAAGGGUAAUCCAGACAUGGACCCCUUACUCAAGGUGCCUAGAGAGAGAAAAAAAGUAUUUGAUCCCCUGCUGAUUUUGAAUGUUUGCCCAGUGACAAAACAAUGAUUAGUCUAUAAUUUUAAUGGUAGGUGUAUUUUAACAGUGAGAGACAGAAUAAUAAUAAAAAAAUAAAAUAAAAUAAAAAAAUCGAGAAAAGCGCAUGUCAAAAAAGUUAUAAAUUGAUUUGCAUGUCAAUGAGUGAAAUAAGUAUUUGACCCCUUCGUACUUGGUGGGAAAACCUUUGUUGGCAUUUAGAUAGGUCAGACUUUUGUUGUAGUUGGCCACCAGGUUUGCACACAUUUCAGGAGGGAUUUUGUCCCACUCCUCUUUGCAGAUCCUCUCCAAGUCAUUAAAGUUUCGAGGCUGACAUUUGGCAACUCGAACCUUCAGCUCCCUCCACAGAUUUUCUUUGGGAUUGAAGUCUGGAGACUGGCAAGACCACUCCAGAACCUUAAUGUGGUUCUUCUUGAGCCACUCCUUUGUUGCCUUGGCUGUGUGUUUUGGGUCAUUGUCAUGCUGGAAUACCCAUCCACAACCCAUUUUCAAUGCCCUGGCUGAGUGGGUUCUCACCCAAGAUUUGAGGGUACAUGGCGCGUCCAUCGUCCCUUUGAUGCGGUGCAGUUGUCCUGUCCCCUUAGCAAAAAAAAAAACACCCCCAAAGCAUAAUGUUUCCACCUCCAUGUUUGACAGUGGGGAUUGUGUUCUUGGGAUCAUAGGCAGCAUUCCUUCUCCUCCAAACACGGCAAGUUGAGUAGAUGCCAAAGAGUUUUAUUUUGGUCUCAUCUGACUACAACACUUUCACCCUGUACUCCUCUGAAUCAUUCAGAUGUUCAUUGGCAAACUUCAGACAGGCCUGUACAUGUGCUUUCUUGAACAAGGGGGGGACCUUGCGGGCGCUGUAGGAUUUCAGUCCUUCACGGUGUAGUGUGUUACCAAUUGUUUCUUUGUAACUAUGGUGCCAGCUGCCUUGAGAUCGUUAACAAGAUCCUCCCGUGUAGUUCUGGGCUGAUUCCUUACCGUUCUUCUGAUCAUUGAAACUCCACAAGGCGAGAUCUUGCAUGGAGCAGCAGACCGAGGGAAACCUAACGUUAUUUUGUUUCUUCCAUUUGCAAAUAAUCACACCAACUGUUGUCACCUUCUCACCAAGCUGCUUGGCGAUGGUCUUGUAGCCCAUUCCAGCCUUGUGUAGGUCUACAAUCUUGUCCCUGACAUCCAUGGACAACUCUUUUUGGUCUUGGCCAUAGUGGAAAGUAUGGAAUCUGAUUGAUUGCUUCUGUGGACAGGUGUCUUUAAGAGAGUGCUCCUAAUCUCAGCUUGUUACCUGUAUAAAAGACACCUGGAAGCCAGAAAUCUUGCUGAUUGGUAGGGGAUCAAAUACUUAUUUCACUCAUUGACAGGCAAAUUGAUUUAGAACUUUUUUGACAUGCGUUUUUCUGCAUUUGUUUUUUUGUGUUAUUCUGUCUCUCACUGUUAAAAUACACCUACCAAUAAAAUUAUAGACUUAUAACUUCAGUGGGCAAAUGUUCAAACUCAGCAGGGGAUCAAAUACUUUUUUCCCCUCACUGUACCUCACUGACGAUGCCUAACAAGGUUGAAACAAUCGUCUGGGGUUGCUGUAUCUCUCAUGCGGAGAGAGCCAGCCUGUAUUUUGGAUCGGUUCUGCCCUUCUGGGUGGAAUCAGUCUGAGAUGAUUGGCCUGGUUCUUUUUGUUAAGGGCACAAGAUGUGCUAAACCAGCUUGAGAACUGAGCGGGGACCCACCAAAGGUCAGGCUAAUCGAGCUGUUGUCCGUUCUCAGAACUCUCUUGAAACUUUUUUUUUGCUGUCAUUGUAGGUAUGUGAUACAUCUCUGGGAUCUAAAUCAUGAAGGAACCUGGGAGGGCAAAGGAACAUAUGUAUAUUACACAGACUUUGUCAUGGAGCUGAGCCACCUGUCUGUAGACCUAAUGCAUCAUAUUCAUAUGCUGGUAUGUGAUAGUUUGAACUCUCUGUCCUAUCAUUCACGUCUUCUCUUUACUACAUUCUCUCCAUACCUAUGUUUUACUUCACCUGCACUGCAGAAGAAUUAAAGGGACAUAUUUUAUUUAUUUCUUUUUUGGGGGCCGGGGGUCUCUUUUCCACAUGAUUUUUCCAUAUUGCAGCCUUUCCAUUGUAUCUUUAUUUUUUAAAUCGAUCUCAAAGUAUUCUAGGCUACAAAAUCUCCUCUAGCUUACUGACGCUAUAGAUACUAAGAGACGCUAUAGAUACUAUUUUAUAACUAUGUUCCUCUUUGAUCCUUCUUUCACAGCUGUUUGGUAAUAUCUGGCUGUCAAUGGCAAGUCUGGUAAUUUUCAUGCAGUUGCGUCACCUCUUCCAUGAGCUUCAGCGUAGACUCCGUCGCCACAAGAAUUAUCUGCAUGUUGUAGGAAAUAUGGAGGCUCAGUGAGUAUUUUUGUUUGGUUGUGUGUGUGCGUGCGCGCGCCGUUUAUACAGCACAAUUUGUGCCCCUGGAGAGUGCUCUUAAACCUAAGUGAUUCAGCAGCUAAAAUGUUAUUAUCCAUCACAGUGGUGUGCUUAUUGUUUGGUAUGCAGGUAUUACUAUGAAACUAUUUAAGUAUUUCCGUGAGCAAACACUGCUGAUAUUUAUUUGUAAGAAAGCAGGUGUACGGAGGAUGGUAAUUUCUGAUGCCUGUUACCUGUGCGUGUUUACACAUUGCAGUCUACCUUGCCUCCCAUACUGAACAUUCACCCAUUGUGUGCUUAACAACUACAAUAUUUAUAUCGUGCAACAUGUUCUGCAGGGCCCCGUCACUUAUUUUACUCCUAAUCUUGUCAUAAGCGUACGUGUUUCUUAGCACAUAUUUUACAGCAUUGCAUGUGUACUAAUAAUGUAAGGAUCAAGAUGAUACAUGGAGGUAGCUGUACUUAAUGUAAACAUUAAGGUAUACUUGCUGUCCUCCUGUAUGUACCUAAUUAGAGCCACAGUUUGAUACUAAGCAUGGCUAAAUCUGUACAAACUACAUUUAUCCAUGUUUAGUCUUCGUGGUGGUGUCUGAUAACUGGGCAAUUUUGGAGGAGUGUUUGCUACUGAUGUUUGGGGAACAUAAGUAUACUUAUGUACAUAGCUAGUAUACUAGCUAAGGCUAUUUUUGUCUUGCAGUUUUGCUGUUGCAACUCCCGAAGAACUUGAAGCAAAUAAUGACGACUGUGCAAUUUGUUGGGAUUCUAUGCAAGCUGCCCGAAAACUGCCUUGUGGGCACCUCUUCCACAAGUAGGUGUAAUGUCGUAUGGAUGCUACUGCAUGUGAUGUUGGUGUCAUGGGUGCAGCAGAAGAUGCUGAGCUGUGGAUGUCAUGUGGGUGAAUCCUGUUGCGGUGGGCUUUGCUGGUACUGCCUGUGAGUUUGGUAACGUGAAUGCUGCAUGUGAUAUAGGUAGGACUUUCAGGAAUUAAACAUACGUAUUUUGUGGUAUCUCUACCAUGUCACCAUCCCCAAUCACAAACCUGUAGCAAACAUAGUCAUUCAUUGCAUAAAAAGUGUCUUCCUAAAAUAUGCUGGUAAAUGUAAUUCCGAGUAUAUCAAACAAAAGCCCACAAACAUGGCAACACUGUAUAAAUAUAAACAAAUGCCCACCCUUACUGUGCAGAACAGGACUGUAACAGAACUAUGGUUCUAUUACUUGUAUGUCAUCAUGUCAGGUCUAUGUUGUCCCUUGUUUUGCCACAGAUGCCAUGGAGCCUAACCAUGUACCCCUAUUGCUCUAUGUACAAAGCAUAAUUGUAGAGGAAAAGCAGACUCUGCAGGAUUACAUUGCGUCACAAUAUAGGAGUCUGGUAAAAUGGUUGAUGGUUUAAACAUCCCCUGCAGUGCAGGCACCUCUGUACACAAUUAGAGAGGCAGAGUUGGGAAUGUUAAUUGGAUUCAUUGUUUCCCCCUCUGUCUGGUAUUACCUGUACCUGGGGUCUUCUGUUAAUUAGCCUUUGAUGUUUUAAUAACAUUACCUGUUGACUGGUGUAUCUGUAAUUGAAUUACCCUUUAAAUUAGGCUCUCUAUUGUUUGAAAUUUACUAUGUUAUAAUUAAUUUCAUUUUCCUCUGGGCCUCUCAUGUAGCUGAUUGGUUACUUUUGAUUGUGUUGUUAUUUGGAGAAGUGCUCUAUAUUCUGUCUAUGUACCAGAAAAACAUGUGUUCCUGACUUACCAAGAAGGAGCUUGUGUGUCUCUUGAAGUUUCGAGGUACAUUGCUGUUUGUUAUCCACUAUAGAGAUCAGUGGGCUAGAUAGAUAAAAUAUCCUAUACGAAUUGGAGCUGUCCGUGUAGUAUAUUCUGCAAUGCCUUUUGUUUUUAUUGAUAAGAAGGGUGACACAAGAUAAUUUGUAUGAAUGACAUUAAAGUUGAAUUAUAUUAUUAUAGUGUGGUUUACAAAGUAGUUACAAUAUUACAUUUACAUGAGUUUACAUUGGUUACAAUAGUGUGUGUAUAUGUAUGUGUGUACUAUGUAUAAUUCUUUUUAAAGUGAGAAUGGUAUGCAAAUAAAUUAUGAGUAUACAAUUCAUUGAAUGAAAAAUAAGGUAAAGUAAAUUAAUUUAAAUAAACUUUAAAGACAUUUAGGUAAGAGCUUAUGUUAUAUAGGUAGAUGGAAUCAUGUUAAACAAGUUUACUAAAGUAAUCUUAUAUUUAUGCAUUUGUAGUAUGUAUAGUCACUAUUUAUUACUUUAAAGUAGUGGUCUUCAACCGGAGGUCCGCAAGAAUUUAUUGCUAGUCCGCGAAAGCUUUCACCCGGUGUGAGCUGGCCCUGCUGUCUGCUUUUCUCAGGCUGGUGGGGAGAUCAAAGAUCUCCUGGCUGUUUAUGGGAGAGGGAGGAAGGAGGACCCAGGAGGCUGUGAUCCUCCCACGAACAGGCAGGUCGGAGCGCUGCCGCGCAUUACCAUGGCAAUACUACAACACAGCACUGUGCUCGUGGGAAGAAAAUAGUGAGGUCAGCCUGCAGCCGGAGGUGCUGCAGGCUGAAGUGCACGUGCCACCACUGGACCACCAGGGAUUGCUGUGAUAUGUCCCCUCCUUCCAGGCCAGAGAUAAGAAGGAAGCAUAUAGCUUUCCACCUCCCACAUUUUAAGUAAAUAAUAUACAUUUUCUCCCUGAAACACCCCCCACCACAAUAUAGACCCCUCACACAUGCAUACCCGGUACCCCCUCACACAUGCAUACCCUGUACCCCCUCACACAUGCAUACCCUGCACCCCCUCACACACGCAUACCCUGCACCCCCUCACACACGCAUACCCUGCACCCCCUCACACACGCAUACCCUGCACCCCCUCACACACCCACACGCACACAGCAGCCCUCACACGCACACAGCAGCCCUCACACGCACACAGCAACCCUCACACGCACACAGCAGCCCUCACACGCACACAGCACCCCUGACACACACACAUACCCUGAAGCCCCUCACACAUACCAUUGGUUUAUAUUUCUGGCUGACGCUGGUCCGUGAAAUACUUUUUUUGCAGGUUUUAAAAGGUUGCAGAACACUGCUUUAAAGUAAAUUAAUUUUUUUAACUUGGAUGAAAUUACGAUUUGUGGUGUUUGAUGUAUUGUCUUCAAUGCCUUUGGAUACACAACUCAAAGUACCAGGUGUUUGUGCUUGGUAUAGCGGUUAGCUGUGCAAGUUCACGAAAGAAACCCAUAAAUGAUAACGUGCCUGAACUGCUACACCUUCCGUUGCAGAGACAUCAGGUCAUUAUCGUCCGUUGUGUUUUCAGUGGGCAUGGAUUUCUUUAACUAUAGAUGAUUGACUAUUGCUUGCAUUUCCCCUAGUUCGUGCCUGCGUUCUUGGCUAGAACAAGACACUUCGUGCCCGACUUGUCGGAUGUCUUUGAAUAUGGCUGAUAACAACAGAGGUCGAGGGGAGCAGCAGAGAGAAAACAUUGACCAAAAUAUAAUCCCUCUCACUGUGGCAGAUGGACGAACCCGCCUCAAUCACCAUAACCACUUUUUCCAUUUUGAUGGUGAGUACAUGCCCCAACUUGGCAUGGUUCAUGUGUGCAUGACAUUUGAUUAUCAUGUAUCUGCAAUAAUUAAAAAUCAUUUCGUGCCAGUUUGUGGGUCUCCAGAUUAUGCUUGAACAGUGACUAUUAAGGGAUGACCAUUAUUUUGAUUUCUAUUGUCUCCUUUCCUGUAGGUUCUCGGUUUGCCAGCUGGCUGCCAAGCUUUUCUGUGGAAGUGAUGCACACAACAAAUAUCUUGGGAAUCGCUCAAGCAAGUAACUCCCAGUUAAACUCUAUGGUAUGGAAUGAUCUAUUUUGGAUUUUGCUGAUGCAUUUUAUACAAUUUCUGACUAAAGACUACUGUACAAUUGGUUUAGAUGGAAAUUCUUGUUCUAGGAUUACAUUGGCAUCAAGAUACUUGUUAAUGGAAAAUUUUCAUGUUGCCUGCAAGGGUAGAAUAUCCUGACAUCUGUCGUGUGCUCGCUAACGAAAGACUUAAUCUGCACAUAAUUGACAUUUGGCAGUCCAGAACAAAGUUCCGGAUCAAAUCACUGAAGUGGUCAUUGUGGUUGGAGUAACCCUUGAAGUGGAAGAAAAGAUAAAUAACCAGGCACACCUGAGAUUUCUUCUAAAAUACAAUUUUUGGAGACAAACUUUUAGCUCCUCUCUGAGCCUUUACCAAGCCUUACUUGAUUAAGUUUUGUCUCCUCUCUGAGCCUUUGUCUCCAAUUUGUUUGUUCCUUAUUAAAGAUGGUCUUUCAGAAGAAAACUCAGGUGUGCCUGGAUAUUUAUUUUCUUUCAUUUGAUGUCUCCAGGGAUUGGCCCUCCCUUUCUGUAGCCCCCCGCAGGAAGCAUUCUCCCUUUGUUGUGUAUGCAUUAAACUCUUGUUUUCAUGCAAACAAAUGAAGUAGCUCUUUAAGGCAGACUCAAUAUAUACCCUAAAUGGUGCUGACUAAUGGUUAACUAUAGCUAAAGCAGGCAUGCUAAUUACUUCUUGAGUGCUGAUUAGACAGCAACGUGCAUGCCAUGCGGAUGAGCAAAGUGUGCUUCGUUACUUGUGAUCAAAGCAAUUUUCCCACAAUUCUCACCAUUGAUCCAUGAUCUUGCGAUGCUUCCUGUCCGUAUUCCCGAACGUCCUGUCACUUAGACAGAACGCCGGCAAAACAACCGAAUGAGAAUAGUUUCUUCAUUCGUGUUAGGAUGCAAUUUGGGACUUUGUUCGGAUUGGAAUUUCAUUUGAAUGAAUGAAUCUCCGAUCCUAUUCGUGCCGUGGCUGCAUCUUGCAGCCGUUUAGUAGAUAGCUCCCUAAUUCCCACAGUAUCAGGCAGCUAUCUACCUAAAUUGGUCUUUCAGCCAAAUUUACUAAUACUAAGUAAAGAUUACUUUGUGUUAGUAAAUUCUGCCCCUACUUGCUAUGCCGCGAGUAGGGGUAUUUCUACUAAACAGUGAGCAGUAGCUGCUCACCGUUAAAAAAAAAAAAAACAAAAAAAAAAACAUAGUGUCCCCCCCUCCCGAGCCCCCAACCCCCGAGUGGCGGGUAGGGGCCCAAAAUGAAAAUCGUGGGGGAGGGGACCUAUUGUAGCGGCUAGCUGCAUGGCUGGCACAAUGUUGGGAUUGCAUAAAUAAGUGUUUUAAACUUAGAUUCUCAUUGUUGCACUAUCAUGAUUUUAAAGGUAGUCUACAAAUUUACUAAUUGAAAUGAGUAAAACUAUUAGUUUCCCAAAUACAUGCACAAAAAAAAAAUGGAAUUGAUCUAAGCACCAAGACUAGCAUUGUUACCUAAAUACUUUGAUUACAAUUAUGUCAUAUGGGAGUUAUUUACUACAGUGAGAAUUCAAAGUGAAUUUCAGCUUUAAGUUCAAAAUAGUCAAACGGUAAGAUUUCUCUGAGUCUGCUAUGCUUUCAGUUUGGCUACUCUGGCCUUAUAUUUGACAAUCACUUUGAAUUCUCGCUUUAGUAAAUAACCCUAUAAGUGUUGCUUUUUUUGGUUUUGAUCACUUAAGGAUGCUGGAUGGAAAUUUUCCAUCAUUGCAGUCCUCCCCUUAAGAACGCAGGAUGGAAAAUUUCCGUCCAGUACUAAAAUUAACCCCAGAUUGCCGCAAUCGUGGGGUUAAUGUUCCUGUAGUGUGUCUCCAUGUUAGAGGUACACUACAGCAAGCAGUUUCACUGAUUCAGCCCAUGUGAUCGUUCUGACCGGGAGUAGAGCGAUCACACGUGCUGCAGUGAAACCCAAUCUGUCUCCCUGCAGCUCCGUGUGAGCUGUGAAGUUCAGAUAGACAGAUCAGUGCUGAUCUGUCUCUCCCUGUAAAAAACAAAAACAAAACUGUUAGUUAAAAAAAAAAAACACACUCCCCUAUGCCUUUUAACCCCUUAAGGACCAAACUUCUGGAAUAAAAGGGAAUCAUGACAUGUCACACAUGUCAUGUGUCCUUAAGGUUCAAAAUUUGCCUUUUGAAAUACACUCGGGUUUCUUCUUUAAGAAAUGGUAUGCCUUUAUGGGUUAGUUGGAAUAAUUAACCUACUAAAAAAAACUCUAAGUUUGAAAAAAACUUAAAUGGCUGUGUCUCAAAUGUGCCCCUUCAAUGUCUACAUAUACCUGGUAAAGGUAUAUAUGGGGGUAUUGCUGUGCUCAGAUGACAUAGCUGAGCAACAUAUGAAGCAUUAUAGACCCGUAGCACACAUAAGGUUUGCAAAAUAUAUACAGUACAAACUCACUGUGUGUGUCUGUCAAAAAGGCAGAAAAAAUGCUUAUUUCAUUGAUGAGCUCGAAAUUUUCUGCUACUCUGUGAGUGCAACCUUAAAUGCUGGGGGCUCUUUAACUUAAACGUUAUUACAAAGACCUUGUUAUAUGUGUAUAUGCCAAAAUAGAGGGAAAAAAACAAUUUUACUCCAAUAUUUAGCAGAGAUUGGCAGUGAAAUUGCUACGUAAAAAGUGUCAAAAUAAUAGCAUGUGAUGCCUACUUUAUGCAAAUAUAUAUUUGUGUGGCAAUUUUGUUUUCUUUAAUGGGUAUUAAACUUCCAAGACAAACAUACCAACUUCUAAAAUUGAAAUAAAACUAAAAUAUAGACCACCCAGGUGCAGUGAAUACACAAUAAAUCAAAAAGGUAGUUACCCAUUUUUUAGAUGUACAGUAUAGCAGAAGGAUUCCUCUUAAUCCUCAUAUAUAAAUAACACAACAAAUAUACCUAAAAACAUAACAUGGAAAGAGAACUCAGGGUAAUAAUGUUUAAAGGGACACUGUAGUCACCAAAACAAGUUUAGCUUAUAGAAGCAGUUUUGGUGUAUAGAUCAUGUCCCUGCAGUCUCACUGCUCAAUUCUCUGCCAUUUAGGAGUUAAAUCACUUUGUUUAUGCACCAUAGUCACACCUCCCUGCGUGUGACUUGCACAACUUUCCUAAACACUUCCUGUAAAGAGUCCUCUAAUGUUUAUACUUCCGUUAUUGCAAAUUCUGUUUAAUUUAUACUUUAUUAUCUCCUGCUCUGUUAAUAGCUUGCUAUACUCUGCAUGAACCUGCUGUGUGUGAUUAAAGUUCAAUUUACAAAGCAGGAGAUAAAAACUUUUGGAGUUCGUUACACCUGAAAGGGAAACAAUUGUUUUCCCAUGCAGGAUGUAUCAGUCAAAGCCAGGGGAGGUGUGGCUAGGGCUGCAUGAACUGAAACAAAUGGCAUGAUGUAUACACCACAACUGCUUCAUUAAUCUAAAGUUGUUUUGGUGACUAUAGGGUUCCCUUUAAGUUAAAGAGCCCCCCCCCCCCAGCAUUUAAGGUUGCACUCACAGAGUAGCAGAAAAUUUUGAGCUCAUCAAUCAUAGAUGUCACCGGAUUCAACAAUAUUCAGCAAUUCAAGGGUUCAUAUGAAAAUAAAUUGAAAAGACCAUAGUGCAACAUUGUUGUAAAAUAAUAAUUUUAAUUUUGUAAUUUUUAUUAUACAAUAGUGUUGCACUAUGGUCUUUUCAAUUUCUUUUCAUAUGAACCCUUGGAUUGCUGAAUAUUGUUGAAUCCGGUGACAUCUAUGAUUGAUGAGCUCGAAAUUUUCUGCUACUCUGUGAGUGCAACCUUAAAUGCUGGGGGCUCUUUAACUUAAACGUUAUUACCCUAUGUGUUCUCUUUCCAUGUUAUGUUUUUAGGUAAAUUAGUUUUGCAACUUCUAAAAUUGUUUCACAUUGAAAUUUUAUUUUAGACCAAAAUAAACUGAAAUCCUACACAUAUUAUGUACUCUGUAAAUCAAGACCCAUAAAUAAAUUGAUUUUUAAUUACUUUUCCUAAGCUGAACAUAUUAUGCACACGUUAUUAUUGCCAAAACUUGGGGGAAAAAAUGUUGGCCCCCCCCAUUAUUUCUUUUGAAAUAAAUGAAAAUCUAUAGAUGUAUAUGUCACAUCAAAUUAAAGCCCUUAUUGUCAUCUAAAAAAAAAACGGUAUAUAAUAUGUGUUGGUACAAUAAAAUAGAGAGAUGCAAAUUGCAGUUGAACACAAACCGCAAAAAUUGCAUAUGUCCUUAAAGGACCACUAUAGUGCCCUGAGGGUGCCCCUACCCUCAGGGUCCCACUCCCAUGGCGCUGAAGGGGGAGGAAGGGGUUAAUCCCCUACCUUUUUUCCAGCGCCGGGCUCCUUCGGCGCUGGGACUCUCCUCCCUCUUCUUCCGUCAUCGGCUGAAUGCGCAUGCGCAGCAAGAGCCGCGCGCAUUCAGCCAGUCUCAUAGGAAAGCAUUAUCAAUGCUUUCCUAUGGACGCUGGCGUCCUCUCACUGUGAAAAUCACAGUGAGAAGCGCAGAAGCGCCUCGAGAGGCUGUCAAUGAGACAGCCACUAGAGGCUGGAUUAACCCAUAUGUAAACAUAGUUGCUCUGAAACUGCUAUGUUUACUGCAAAAAGGGUUAAACCUAGCUGGAUAUGGCACUCAGACCACUUCAUUAAGCUGAAGUGGUCUGGGUGCCUAUAGUGGUCUUUUAACCCUUUAAGGAUGAAAGGUCUGGAAUAAAAGGGAAUCAUGACAUGUCACACAUGUCAUGUGUCCUUAAGAGGUUAUGGUUAUGUCCAGAUUCUGAAGCUGUGUCCUUAAGGGGUUAAGGCUGUAUUGAUCCUCUGUGUGUUUAUUUUUGUGUUCUGCAUUUAUUUUUUUUCUCUCUCUGUUUAAGGUUUAAUAUUCUAGGAUAACAUGAGAUGGAAUAUUAAGUAUAGAGUACACUAACGUGCACAGGAUUAUUGCACCAUGUCAUCUCUCUUUGGUAGUUGGUACAUGUUCUUUGUAUAUCUGUCUACAGGCACGGCAGGUCUUGGAUAUGUUCCCACAAGUUCCGUACCACCUGAUUCUGCAAGAUCUGCAGCUCACUCGAUCAGUGGAGGUUACAACAGAUAACAUACUAGAGGGACGUAUACAAGUGCCAUUCCCCACACAAGUGAGCAUGCAUGCAAAUCUAGGCUAAUUUCAUGUAUGUGUUUUUCUUCAUGCAAAUAUUGUUUGCUUAUGAAUUCUUUGACAUUUUUAAGAGGCCGGAGGACGUUCGACUUGCCACUGACAACCCAGUUGAAGAUGGUGAACAGACAGAGCAGGAUAUUCCUGCUCAGGUAAGUCAUAAUGUUUUAAUUUGGAAAAGGGAGUGAUCGAAGUUCGGUUUAUUUUGGAACUCAUUAACCUCUUUAGUAUCUUAAAAUAACAGCUUGAACUGUCUCCAUCAGGAGAUAAACAUUAGUCCCAUACACAAAUAUUGUGACAAUUCUCUAUGUAUGAUCCCACAAAGCAUCUGACGUCGGGAAGGAUUUCUCUCUCUUGCUUUAAAGAUGGCUAUUGCCUUAUAAAUCAGCAGUCUGUGAAUAAUUGCUAAUAUAAUGGGGGCUUUUCGGGGAAAUGUUUGGAUGAGCUCUGCUUGAUUUUAAUUGUGCGCGUGUGCGCGCAUGUGGUUUGUUUUGUGUUAAUUAAAUUAAAAAUGAACACAAGUUUUUAGAGUUCGCUUUCAUUGAAAACUGCCAAGUGACAAGUGAAAUUUAAUACAAAUCCGAUUUCUUCAUACAAAAGUACAUUUGCUCAUAUUGAAUGUACCUUGUAAUUCUGUGCUCUCUUCCUGAUUUCCAGACUGAACGUGUUCCAUUGGAUCUGUCCCCAAAUGAGGAGGAAUUUGAAGAUUACAGUGAGAUGGAAGCCCAACCAAGUGAAGCAGAGGACUUUGAAGUACGAGGCAGCAGAUUCUCCAAGUCUGCAGACGAGAGGCAAAGAAUGCUGGUCCAGAGAAAGGAGGAUAUGAUGCAACUUGCUAGAAGGUAACAGGAGUGGAUUAUAUAGGAGAAAUCGAGCUACAAAAGAUUAUUUAAAAAGAGAAGGGCACACCUUCCGAAAGUCCCAGAUUUUGUUAGUCUUGAACGUGGGAUCAUGUCCCCCCACCUGGGGCAUGUUACCUGGUGUCCUGCUUAAGAGAAACCUUUUCAAUUGAGGCUGUGCCACAGCAUCAUUUCAUACACUGAGUCUUCAACAUUGCUUUGCACAUUGGCUAGUUUAAAUAGCAUACUUUUUGUUAAGAUUUCUUGCUUUAUUUUAGCAUUCUUAUCGGUGAAAAAGCCUGCAUAAUCGAGAGCUGUUAAGUUUCAUGUUCUGGUAUGCUGGUCUUUGGCAAAUGUAAUAUAGGUCUUUAAAAAGGAGCUGCCACUCCAUUCUUAGCACAACCUAAUGGCUAACUAAAAGUUAACUAUAGAUCGUGAUCAAAUUCGCUUUGAAAAAUCCUUUAAAUUAUGUAAAUGAGCUCACUGUUGAGGUACCAUACACACCUCAUUAUGGCAAGUGUGUAUGUGCGCAUGAGGUCUUUCUCAGUGUCCAGACAUGCACCCAAGGCAUCAUGAGGUGGGGAAGUUGCUGCAGUGAAAGUAAGACUGUUUUGUUUUUUGACUUCACCCCAGUAAAUGCUGAAGUAAUGUUCACUGGAAGUGACAAUUAAGAGUUUUAAAACCAUUCAGUAGUGACUGUUCCAGGAUUUUAAUGUAUCUUGCGUAUUAGAUGGACAGGCAGUGGAUAUUAAAAUGUACAUAUUGGGGGGAAUAAAAAAUGUUUUAUUAUUUCCUCUAGGCGUUAUUUGAACAGAACUCCAGAAGAGGACUCCAGUGCUUCAUCAUCUGACAGAAAUCCCAACACUUCAGAAUUUCCUUCAGACUCUGUAUCUCUUCGUAGACGUACAUUGGCAGCCGCAGCGGAACGUAGACUUCAGAUGGGACAGUCUCCAUAGUGACAUACAGAGCACACAAAUGCCAGCGGACCCUCCUCCUUGUUCUGAAGGUGCACACAGACUCCUACUGACACGGCACCUUAUUAAUGAGCUACUGUGACUCACGGGCUCAUAUUUUGUAAUCUUUUAUUUUACUGCAAUAUGUUUAGAAUAUAAUUGGAUCUGCUGCUUGAUCCCGAUGCACAAUUUGUGUUCGAUUCCUCCAGCUGAAAUGUCUACUUAUUUUCCAGGAAGGGAGAAUCCAAAGUGGGGAAAAACUGUCAGUAUUUUAGAGAACAGAAGAUGCUUGUGGUGAUUCUGUAACAUACAGACAUCCUGUAUAUUGUUUACUAAAAGUAUUCCCUGACCAGGGGCUAUCGUAGAGUGUUCAAAGAGAAGGAACCUCAACUUCAGGCUCAACAUGGUAUCCCAUACUGGUGAUGUUUCCCAGAGAGUUAAAUAGUCUUGCAAAUUAAACUUAUUUUUAUUAACCUGCAGCUCUGGGGUUCUGCUUUUUCAUAAAACAAAAAAAAAAACUACUUUUGAACUUUUGUUUUUUUGUAGCCUAUUACUAAUGGACUUUUGAAAAUGGUUGCAGCCAAAAUAUUGUAAUGCUUAAAAGUGCUAAGCUGUGAAAUAGAAGUAUGAAUCUAAAUGCAGACUGAAACCGUUAGGAGAACCCGCAGUGAAGACUUGCAGUGGGGCGAGAAAGUGGACAAUUUUAUUUUUUAUUUUUUUUCCUGCAGCUUUUGGAGCCUUGGUAGAUGGCAGAGUUUGGUGCUCUGCUGAACAGAUUUUUAUUUAUUUUUUUGUCCCCCAUCUAACUGUAUGCUUAGUCAAAAAACAUGUGUUGAGCACUAUCGCCAACUGGAAUAUUUGAAGGUUGAUAUCUGCAAACAGGCAAUAUCCCCUUUGCAUUCUUUAUGUAGUAUGUGAAUGUUUCCGUUCUACAUUAUAUCGGGCAGAUUGUUUUAGAGCUUUCUGCUAAACUCCAUCUCAGGAUCAUACCUUUUUACUAAGUAACACGUUAAACUCAGAAAUUGUAUCCACAGGAAUGUCUGCAUACUUUUGUGAGGAUUCAAUUAUUCUCUUAAAAUUUGAUCACCUGUUUCAUGUCGGCGUGACCCUGGUUAAAAAAAAACAAAAAAAAAACGUAUUCUUUUAACAUACCAGUUGGGCAACGUAAGGAGAGAGCAUGUCUGCUUCUCGACGGACAAUCUAAUGAAUCAUUGCUGAACCGCCAUCAGUGAGAAUGUGCAAGUGUUAUAACCAGUGUGUGAAUAGACAUUUAUACCGUGUAUGAAUGUUGGAGGGCUUAGGCUGCAUCCAGUCUCAUUCAGAAAAACCUGAUGCCUCUGUUAACACGGAUAAUUUUGCCUUGUGAUUUGGGCUUUUGCAAAUGCCAGAUUUUAUUCUAAAAAUAAAAUUUUGAUCAGUGUUGUGUGGUAGGUUUUACUUACAUCUGCAAAUAUGAG